GAACUUAGGACGUUCUUUCCACUUUGGUCACCAAACAUUGAGACUUUUUCUCCACCGGAAAUACCAAUCCAUAUCUAACAUUUUUCCCAUUUAUGGACAUAAAAGUCAAUGACAAUGCUGACAGAAAUAGAAUGUUUGUUCGUUUUUUUCAGUUACAGAAUGUUUGUUCUUUAUAUAAACACAUCGAGAUCUAAUCCUUCCAAUCGGAACGGAUUUCCUUAAUGGUAACAAAAGACAGAAAAUGAAGAUAGAGAUCAUAUCAAAGGACACAAUAGAGCCGAGCUCUCAACCUCCUCCUCACCUCAGGACCUACAAGCUCUCCCUCCUGGACCAGAUCUCCCCUCCAUAUUACGUCCCCGUGGUCCUCUUCUACCCCGCCCCCAAUCCCGGACUAAUUAAUGGAGCUGAUGCCGUCGACCACAAUACCGUAUUCAAUAGCCUCCAGAAAUCCCUGUCCGAAGCUCUCAGCGUCUACUACCCUUUAGCCGGAAGAAUAAGAGGAGAUGAUCCUAACUCCGUGGACCUUCACGGCGGAGGCGCUCUGUUUGUAAAGGCUCGAGUUCCCGGUGCUCCUCUAUCGGGUUUCCUCGCGAAUCCUGACUUGGAUUUGAUCGGGAACCUUCUCCCCCUGGAUCCUUAUAAUGUCGGUGGAUCCGAUAGCAAGAGUGAUCUUGUUGUCACCGCGAUUCAAGCCAGUAUUUUCGAAUGUGGAGGGAUCAGUCUCGGCGUCUGUAUUUCUCACCGAGUUGCUGAUGGGGCCACCCUCUCCACUUUUCUCGACUAUUGGGCUGCGAGUUCGAUAGGAUCGAGUAGGAAACUGGUCUCCCCGAGCCUAGAUGCAGCUAUUCUCUUCCCACCGAGGGAUGAAUUCCGUGACCACGCACAGAAUGACGUGAUCAGGAAGGAGAAGGUCGUCACGAAGAGGUUCGUGUUUGAAUCCUCAAGCUUGGCCUCUCUGAGAGAGAGUGCGGCAAAGGGCUCAAGCAUUGGGAAGCCUACUCUGGUUGAGGCUGUGACAGCAUUAAUCUGCAAGUCUGCCAUGAAAGCGAGGAAGCACGCUCACGGGACGGAGGGACAGACUUCUUCCUCAACUGUGAUAACCCAUAUCGUGAACUUAAGAGGAAGAAGGAUUCCGCCAUUACCAGAGCAUUCGUUAGGGAACAUAUGGAGGUUUGCAAUAGCAGCAAUCAGAGAGGAAGCAAGCAAGGUGGAGCUAUGCGACUUGGUGGGCCACCUGAGGCAAUCAAUACGGAAGAUCGAUGCUGACUACGUGAGGAAGCUCGAAGGUGAGGAUGGGUUUUACCACGCGUGCGAGUCGUUCAAGGAAAUGAGCAAACUCAAGUACGAAGGGGAAGGCGAGGUGGAGUCUUACCGGUUCAGUAGCUGGGUGAGGUUCCCUUUCUACGAGGUGGAUUUCGGGUUCGGGAAGCCGGUCUGGGCUUGCAAUAGCAAAGUCCCUAUACGGAAUGUGGUGAUCCUUAUGGCUACGAGGUCGGGAGAUGGAAUAGAGACAUGGGUGACGCUAGAUGAGGAUGAGAUGCACAAGUUUAUGAAUGACCCACUGCUCUUGCAAUUUACGGCGACUAGUUGAGCAUUAUUGAUAGGAACAUAAGAGGGUCACGGCUGGUUUGAAAAGGCUAGCACGUCUCUUGUAAAUGAUUUGGUACAUAUAAAUGGAACGGAAUGAAUAUGUAUAAGUUUGGUAUUGGUAUUGAGGAAAAAAAAAGAUAAUUUUUAAUUAA
Molecule: messenger RNA, 1742 nt
Organism: Punica granatum (pomegranate)
Lineage: Eukaryota; Viridiplantae; Streptophyta; Magnoliopsida; Myrtales; Lythraceae
Source: RefSeq, a predicted model, not a curated record